Molecule: messenger RNA, 598 nt
Organism: Pomacea canaliculata
Lineage: Eukaryota; Metazoa; Mollusca; Gastropoda; Architaenioglossa; Ampullariidae
Product: peptidyl-prolyl cis-trans isomerase-like 1
Exons: 4
Coding region: 71-574 (167 amino acids)
Biological process (GO): protein peptidyl-prolyl isomerization; protein folding
Cellular component (GO): catalytic step 2 spliceosome
Molecular function (GO): peptidyl-prolyl cis-trans isomerase activity
Source: RefSeq, a predicted model, not a curated record
GAAUGUUUGAAAUAUUGUUUCGUCCCUCUGUCUGCUGAUCUUAGUUCAGUGACUUUGUCUACUUCAAAACAUGGCGGCAACAACGCCAACGAAAAUGCAGCCUCCAAAUAUUACGCUAGAAACAACUAUGGGUUCUGUUGUUGUGGAAUUAUACUGGAAACAUGCCCCAAACACAUGCCGAAAUUUUGCAGAAUUAUCUCGAAGAGGAUAUUACAAUGGAGUAAAGUUUCACAGAAUAAUCAAGGACUUCAUGAUACAGGGAGGUGAUCCAACAGGAACAGGGCGUGGAGGAGCUUCAAUAUAUGGCAAAAAUUUUGAGGAUGAACUUGCUGAUGACUUGAAGCAUACAGGUGCAGGGAUCUUGUCCAUGGCCAACAGUGGACCCAAUACUAAUGGCAGCCAGUUCUUCAUUACACUAGCCCCUACUCAGUGGUUAGAUGGCAAACACACAAUUUUUGGGCGGGUGUUUUCAGGCAUGAGUGUUGUGCAGCGAAUUGGCAUGGUGGAGACAGACAGCAAUGACAGACCUUUAGAAGAGGUGAAGAUCAUUAAAGCCUACCCUAGUCCUACAUGAACAGAAGUAAACCUUAAAAUCACA